AUGGCCUCGUUAUUAAAGGGCGUCGGCUUCAUCACCGGCGCAGCAUCAGGCAUCGGCAAGGCCACGGCCUUCUCCUUCGCCCGGCACGGCGUCAAGGCUCUGGCCAUCGCCGACCUGAACGCAUCGGCCAUCAAGGACGUGAGCGCCGAAAUCAAAAAGUCCUUCCCGCAGGUCGAGGUGCUGCCGCUGCAACUCAACGUCGCGGACGAGAAGCAAGUCGACUCGGCCAUCGCCCAGGCCGUCAGCCAGUUCGGCCGCAUCGACUACGCCGUCAACAACGCCGGCAUUGGCGGCGCCCUGGCCCAGUCCACCGACCUCGCCGCCUCCGACUGGCAGAAGGUCUUGGACGUCAAUCUGAGCGGCGUGUGGUUGACUUCGAGGGCCGAGAUCCGCCAGAUGUUGAAGCAGGAGCCGCUGGAACCGAACUCCCACCGAUACGGCCGAGGCGCCAUCGUUAACAUGGCCUCCAUCCUGGGCGUCGUCGGCGCCGCCUCCUAUACCCCCGUCGUGGCGUACGCGGCGUCCAAGCACGCCGUGCUGGGCCUGACCAAGACCGACGCCCUGUCGUACGCGAAACAGGGCAUUCGCGUCAACGCAAUCUGUCCCGGCUACGUCGCCACCCCGCUGCUGUCAGGCGAGAUCGACCUCGGCCCGCUGCAGAAGGAAAUCGACCGCACGCCGCUCGGCAGGCUGGCCGACCCGGAGGAGAUCGCUGACUCCAUCACCUUCCUGGUGUCGCCGCUGAGCAGCUACAUGCAAGGCGCGGCCUUGCUUGUUGACGGGUGA
This is a messenger RNA of Capronia epimyces CBS 606.96, 786 nucleotides long. RefSeq lists its product as uncharacterized. The transcript has 3 exons. The coding region runs from base 1 to 786 and encodes 261 amino acids. NCBI's taxonomy places the organism in Eukaryota, Fungi, Ascomycota, Eurotiomycetes, Chaetothyriales, Herpotrichiellaceae. The record is from RefSeq and is a predicted model, not a curated record.